AAUAGGUCAGAGGCUCUGUUUUUCCCUCGCUCCAAAGUGCACACUUAUCUAGUCAAGAGAAGUUUACAUCUUGUGCAGUUUAUCCAAGAACGUUUUAUUAAGUAGGCUACUCUGUCUUCCGACAAUAACUGCUGAUUGAAAAUCUCAAAAUACGUUAAACCAAGUUUUUAGACACGUUAAACCAAGUUUUUAGACAAUUCGUCGAUAUGAGCGAGACAACAUGGGAUGUUGUUAUUGUUGGGGCUGGACUAUCAGGAUUGAGCGCUGCCCAUAGUCUUUUGAAAAGAAAUCCCCAAUUGAAAAUAAUAAUUUUGGAAGGAAAAGACCGAGUGGGCGGACGAACAGUGACCGAAGACCUACCAGGAGUGAACGGACUAGAUCGUUGGGAUUUGGGUGGUCAGUGGGUGUCCAGUUCUCAGACUCAUGUCAUGGACCUCAUCCACGAGCUAGGUCUGGAGGUCUACCCACAAUACACCGCGGGAAAGAAGGUGCAGCAUAUAGGAGGACCCCGGGCCAGGAUCCGAACCUACAGCACCAGCAUCCCCGCCCUGUCUCCCCUGGUGUUGCUGGACCUCACACAGCUGCUCUGGAAGAUCGACAGGCUGUGUGCCUCGGUGUCAGUCGAGGACCCCUCCAGGACCCCCGACGCUGCACUGCUGGACAGCAUGACGCUACACUCCUACCUGGAGCGCCACGCCUGGACCCAAGAGCUGAAGGAGGAGAUGGGUGUGUGCAGCAGGGUGGUGUUUGGCAUGGAGCCUAGUCAGAUGUCCCUGCUGUUCUUCCUGCUGUACGCAGCCACAGCAGGGGGGGUGCUGGCCCUGAUGGAGAGCAGCCCAGGAGCCGCCCAGGAGUUCAGGGUCAAGGGGGGCACCCAGCAGCUGUCCCAGGGCCUGGCGGAGCGGCUGGGGAGCGAAAGCGUGCGUCUGGGCCAGGCUGUGACGGCCAUAUGGCAGGACGGAGAGUGUGCCCGCGUCAAGACGGCCACGGCCUCCUUCCUGGGCCUGGUCGUGAUCGUCACCUGUCCCCCUCACCUGGCAGCUAAGAUCAACUACCAGCCGCCCCUGCCCAGCCAGAGGGACCACCUCACCCAGAACAUGGCCCCCGGACACCUGAUUAAGUUUGUCAUCACCUAUGGGACGGCUUUUUGGCGGAAGAAGGGCUUCUCGGGGGAGAUUGUGGCCCAGCCCUCGGAGGCCUGUCCUCUCUGCGUCACCUUCGACGGCACCACGCCCCGCGGCAGCCCUGCUCUGGUGGGGUUCAUCGCAGGCCUGCAGGCCUACCACUGGAGCAGCAGAGAGGUGGAGGAGAGGAGGGAGGCGGUGGUGUGUAGCCUGGUGAGGUACCUGGGUCCUGAGGCAUCCAGCUACAUCCACUACCGGGAGAAGGACUGGGCCACAGAGGAGUUCAGUGGAGGCUGUCCUGUCAGUGUCAUGACCCCUGGCCUGCUGUCCUACCACCACCCCAGCCUGCGGAGACCCUGCGGCAGGAUCCAUUGGGCCGGUACGGAGACUGCUACCCAGUGGAAUGGCUACAUGAGUGGGGCGAUUCAGGCGGGCCAGCGGGCAGCUCUGGAGGUCCUGGCAGAGCUCAGCCCCUCCUCCCUGAGGGAGGAGGAGCUAGAGGCGGUCCACAAGGUCUUGGCCACGCCCCAACACCUCCAGCCUCCGCCCUCUUCCUCCUCUGCCCUCCUCCGCAGAGCUCUUCUCUUCACCACCACCGUCAGCCUGGCUGCUGCUCUCCUAUUGGCUCGUCCGCAGCUCUGCCGGCGGUUGAUUGGCCAGGCUCUGGACGCGUUGCAGAGGGUGGGACUAAGGAUGUAGCAGCCGUGUUGGUCAAGCUCUGCUCCUACAUGUGCAAUCAUAUACAUGUUCAUUUGAAUGUUUGUUUGUUUUUAACGUUGCGUUAUAUAAUCUAUUUUUUUUCUAACAUUGUUGGGUUAGGUUAUGUAAUGACAAAGCUUGGUUCGUUCAAUUUACCGUAAAACAUUUGUUUUAAUUACAGUACUUGUUUACAUGAAGUGCACUAGUGUUGUUAUGAUGCAUCAUUAGUAGGAUAAAUCUGACCCACCAGAUGUUUUGUUACACAUAUCCAUCUGGGAAGUCGUCCUUGGAAACUGUUUGGAAAACAGGGUAGGCACUUUCAAUAAAUACUUGGCAGGUGAUUGGAUGAA
Messenger RNA from Hypomesus transpacificus, 2173 nucleotides. Its product is annotated as probable flavin-containing monoamine oxidase A. The coding region runs from base 207 to 1823 and encodes 538 amino acids. Gene Ontology annotation, molecular function: oxidoreductase activity. The record is from RefSeq and is a predicted model, not a curated record. The transcript is spliced from 12 exons. Lineage: Eukaryota; Metazoa; Chordata; Actinopteri; Osmeriformes; Osmeridae.